Emys orbicularis (European pond turtle) is the source of this 1290-nucleotide messenger RNA. It is a transcript of the gene STAP2, whose product is annotated as signal transducing adaptor family member 2. NCBI's taxonomy places the organism in Eukaryota, Metazoa, Chordata, Testudines, Emydidae. Gene Ontology annotation, molecular function: signaling adaptor activity. The transcript has 14 exons. Bases 1 to 1290 code for a protein of 429 amino acids. The record is from RefSeq and is a predicted model, not a curated record.
AUGGCCCUGCUGCCCCCGGCGCUGCGGGGCGCCAAGCCCAAGCACAGCCUGCCCCCCCACUACUACGAGGGCUUCCUGGAGAAGAAGGGGCCCCAGGACAAGGGGUAUAAGAAGUACUGGACAGGCCUGCGGGGGCUCACGCUGUUUUUCUACAAUGCCAGCCGAGACGUGCAGUACGUGGAGAAGAUCGACCUGGACACCUUCGUGUCCCUGACCGACAGCUACCUCCAGAGCGGCCCCAGGGCCAGCGACGACGGGGUGGGGCUCAGCUUGAAGCUGAGGGGGCAGGAAGUGAAGUUAAAGGCCGAGAGCCUGGAGGCUCGGGAGAUGUGGAAGGGUUUCAUCCUCACCGUGGUGGAGAUGAAAGUCCCCUCCAACCUGACGUUGCUGCCCGGCCACAUCUACAUGAUGUCCGAAGCCCUCUCCAAAGAGCAGGAGCGACGGGCCCAGCUGAGCCAGCGCUGCACCGCGAGCUCUCUCGACUACGAGUUGGUGGAGGAACAGAUGCCGGACUGCUAUUUCAAGGUCUCCAGGACAGAGGCCCAGGUCCUGCUGGAGAGGAACCCGGACUGCGGCAACAUGCUGCUGCGCCCGGGGGGCGACGGGAAGAGCAUCUCGGUGACCACGCGUCAGAUGCUGAACAGCACCCCGGUCGUGAAGCACUACAGAGUGAGCCGCGUGGGACAGCAAUACGUCAUUGACGUCGAGCAGCCGCACCACUGCUCCUCCCUGGCCGACGUGGUGGAGUACUUCGUCUCCAACACCAAGAAGACCCUGGUGCCCUUGAGCCUGGACGAGGACUACGCGGAGAAGUUAGAGUAUGUGGAGACUGAUAAGGAGAACGGAGAGAGCGUCUGGGAAGCGUCCAUGCCCCCCUGCCCAAAGCCCCCCAGAGUGGAUGCAGUGCUUCCGCCCAGCUUCAGAAAAAACCAUCAGGCGAAGCCCCCUGCCCCUACCCUGGUGUUUGAGAAAAGGGAGGAGGAUGAAGAACAGGCCUACAUGAAUGACGAAGAUGUGGCAGCCAUCACGGGAACAAAGCCAAAGUCAGCCGGCCAGGGCGCCGUGAAGGUGAUCUGGGGAGGGGGCGGCCAGACCAAGGCGCUGCCUAUACCAACCGGCGAGCCAGGCAAGCCAGCCACUAAAGGCCAGUUUACCAGGAGCCCCAGCAGCACCCUCAACCUAUGGAAACAUGGUAGCAGCUCCUCUCGCCAGGCCAUGUCGUGGGGCGGAGACAUCUCCGAGGAGCUGGCGCGGAAGCUACAGGAGCGAAGAGCCAACCUUGAGAACUGA